Triticum aestivum (bread wheat) is the source of this 467-nucleotide messenger RNA. RefSeq names its product STI1-like protein. Gene Ontology annotation, molecular function: protein binding. The record is from RefSeq and is a predicted model, not a curated record. The transcript is spliced from 3 exons. Lineage: Eukaryota; Viridiplantae; Streptophyta; Magnoliopsida; Poales; Poaceae. The coding region runs from base 64 to 360 and encodes 98 amino acids.
UUCAAUGUGAGUUAAAAGAAACUUAGUAGCUCAAUUGUCGAUUUGUCUUGUGUGAUGUAGGCAAUGCAGCUUGAUCCUGAUGAUGCGGUCUUGUUCUCAGACAGGAGCCUUUGUUGGCUUAACAUGGGGAAUGGAAGAAAGGCUUUGCUAGAUGCUAAUAAAUGCAGAAAAAUGCGGCCUCACUGGCCAAAAGCUUGUCACCGGCAGGGUGAAGCUCUGAUGCUACUGAAGGACUAUGAGGGCGCAAGUGAACGGUUCUUGGAUGGACUCAAAUUGGACCCAGUGGACACUGAUAUCGAGGAUGCAUUACGGGAAGCUAUGAAGUCGUUGAAGACGUCUCGGAGCACGAAAGCCAAGUGACUAUUUGGGUGUUGGAGGGAAAUCAGUUGAAGACUUGAAACGGCUCAGGAGCUUCUUCAUUUGCGCAAAGACUGAUUUCCUUUAAAAAGUACUUUAGUGAUCUAAAU